AUGAUUGAAUUAGAUAGCGAAAAACGAGAUAUUAUGCAGGCCCAGGAUUCAUUGCGAAGACGAAACAACAAAAGAACAGACCUAACACAAAAUGGCACCAAAAUACCCGAGAAGAAAGAAAAAGAACCCGAAUUUGUUCACAGGGAAUCUCUUCUUACCAUCCUAAUGGAAGAAUCACUUCAUAUAAAAGCUAUUUACCACAUAUUUGUUGCAAUCUUGCAAAUCAUCCAAGGGAAAUCGAUUUUCCACAGACUCAACGUCGCUAUUGCAUCGGUGGUGUACGGUUUCGGUGACAUCAAACGCGCCUUCAAGAUUUGGCUAUUCGAGCUCAGUCUGGCUCUCUUAUUCUAUCCAGGGUUGAGGAUAUAUGCAGCGAUACGGAAACUCAUUACAAACAAUUCACGAGCUUGCCAAGUUUGGGCUGCAAUUGGAUUGCUAAGCCUCAUAGCCAUGGAAGGAAUUUUGAUUGGAGCCACGUGCUGGGACUUAGCAGAAAAACAUCUUGCUGUGGGUUCAUCUGUCGCGGUGACUUGCGAAAUGUUCCGAUUUGCCAUGAAGAUUUGUGCUGUAACGGUAGACUGCAUUCCCCGUUGCCACGGCAAUGGCACUUCGCUACCUUCGUUCCAACAAUAUGGAUAUUUCUUGUUCGCGCCUACCCUCCUCUACAGAGAUUCGUAUCCUAGAACAAAGAAGAUUAGGUGGGGUAUCGUUUUGUUUCACUUUUCUGAGGUCGCCGCCGUCAUAUUUUACAACUGUUUUCUCUGGGAGCGAUUUAUAUUACCUUAUUGGUCAGAUUAUGGUAAAAAACCACAGGUCGAAGCUGGGACGGUAGUACGAGGGAUGUUUGCAUGUGUGCUACCAGGAUUGAUAUCAUUUCUAUGCGGUUUCUAUUGCCUUCUACAUGCGUGGCAUAACGCGUUCGCAGAAAUUAUGACAUUCGGUGAUCGACGUUUUUACGAGGAUUGGUGGACGAAGUCAAGAUAUUCUAACUAUUACAGAGCGUGGAACCUUGUGGUUUCCUCGUGGCUACGUGAUUAUAUUUUCCGUCCGAUCGCGCCAUACGCCGGGCGACCUGUUGCUUAUGUAGUAGUGUUCUUUGUUUCAUCAGUAGCCCAUGAAAUUAUCUUGGCACUUAGUUUUGGAUUCUUUUACCCUGUGUUAUUCUUACAAUUUGGAGUCAUGGGAGUUUUGCUGCUACCAUUGACGGCGUCUGCUGGUCGCCGUUUCCCCAGCAUCUUCAAUUUGCUUAUGUGGCUGUCAUUUUUUAUUGGAACCGGAAUGCUCUGGAGCCUUUACCCGAUGGAAUACUUCGCUCGGAAAAAUUGUCCACCAUCGAAAAUGGACAGCUUCUUUGUGCCCAAAUCUUGGUCAUGCCCUGAAAUCAUUCUAAAACCUAAUUGGACAUUUGAAAAUCCAUUUGACUUGGAACACUAUUAA
This is a messenger RNA of Leptosia nina, 1437 nucleotides long. The record is from the annotation of a GenBank genome assembly. NCBI's taxonomy places the organism in Eukaryota, Metazoa, Arthropoda, Insecta, Lepidoptera, Pieridae.